AUGCGACACAACGUUCACUACAAUCCAGUCCACAGGCCACAAACCCGCCCAAAUAUUAAUAUCAAUACCCACGACCAAAAACACUGUACCUGGUGUCAUCCACCAGCUAAAUCCAAAGGUUUAGGUCCACCGACAUCGUGUGAACAACAAUACGAACCAAUCUGUUCAAACCCAUACGCUCUCGAAAUCCUUACCAAAAAGACAUCAUUAUCCCGACAAGCAGUUCUAAACUCCAUGAUGCUUUCUUCGAGGAAUAUUCAUACUACACCGAAGAUGAUCGAGUCAUCAUCACCAUCAGGUGAAAAAGUUACGAUUGGUAAAAAGACCAAAUCGAGGAGAAAGGGAAACAUGGGUUGGAGGGAUUAUAAUGAAGAAAUGGAUUUGGAUCAAGCUAGGUUGAUCAACUGGGAGAAUGAACAGAAUUUUGAAAGACAUGAUGUUGUCUUUGAAGAGGAUUGGCCGACAGAGGAUGAAGUUAUUUAUGGAGAGUAUUUGAAGACGGUGUUUCCGGAGUUCAGGGCGGCUUUGAAGGAUAGACUGAGGAAGGGAUUGAUGGAGGAUCAGAAAGUGGUUAGUGAUCAGGAACUAAGGAAUAUGGGAUUACUAUAUGACUCUAACUCUGACUCCGAAGAAGAACAGGAACGUGCUCUGGAGAGUCGAGGUCCCAAUACACCUGUUUCACGCACACCAUAUUUGACUCCCAUGUCCUUCCUGUCGGACUCAGAUCUUGAUGAACUAUGGGAGAUUGUCGAGGGAAGACGGUUGCCGGUUGAGAUGAGAGGCGAGUGGGAUAUCAUUAGCGAGUUUUGA
Orbilia oligospora ATCC 24927 is the source of this 810-nucleotide messenger RNA. RefSeq lists its product as uncharacterized. The record is from RefSeq and is a predicted model, not a curated record. Lineage: Eukaryota; Fungi; Ascomycota; Orbiliomycetes; Orbiliales; Orbiliaceae. Bases 1 to 810 code for a protein of 269 amino acids. The transcript is spliced from 2 exons.